AUGAGCACCACAAGAACAGAGAACCCUGUUUUAAUGGGUCUGUCCAGUCAGAAUGGGCAGUUGAGGGGCCCAGUGAAACAAAGCCCAGGGCCUGGAAAUGGGGGAACACAGACACAGCAAAUAAACCAGCUGAAAAAUGCCAGCACAAUCAAUAAUGGAAGUCAGCAGCAAGCACAGAGUAUGGGCAGUGGUAUUAAACCUGGUGACGACUGGAAGAAGACGUUAAAACUCCCUCCAAAAGAUCUUCGAAUCAAGACUUCGGAUGUCACCUCCACAAAAGGCAAUGAGUUUGAAGAUUAUUGUUUAAAAAGAGAGCUGCUCAUGGGGAUUUUUGAAAUGGGAUGGGAAAAACCAUCUCCAAUCCAGGAGGAGAGCAUUCCUAUUGCUUUGUCUGGUAGGGAUAUCCUGGCUAGAGCUAAGAAUGGAACUGGCAAGAGUGGAGCCUACCUCAUUCCCUUACUUGAACGGCUGGACCUAAAGAAGGACUGCAUACAAGCAAUGGUGAUUGUACCGACUCGAGAACUUGCACUUCAGGUCAGUCAGAUCUGUAUCCAAGUUAGCAAGCACCUUGGAGGAGUAAAGGUCAUGGCAACAACUGGAGGCACCAACCUAAGAGAUGAUAUAAUGAGACUGGAUGAUACAGUUCAUGUGGUAAUAGCAACUCCGGGGAGGAUUCUGGACCUCAUCAAAAAAGGCGUAGCUAAAGUGGACCAUGUUCAGAUGAUAGUUUUAGAUGAGGCUGAUAAACUGCUUUCUCAAGAUUUUGUACAGAUAAUGGAGGAUAUUAUUUCUACGCUACCUAAAAACAGACAGAUUCUCCUUUAUUCAGCCACUUUCCCUCUCAGUGUACAGAAAUUCAUGUCCUCCCACUUGCAAAAACCAUAUGAGAUCAACCUGAUGGAAGAGCUUACGUUGAAGGGAGUUACACAGUACUAUGCCUAUGUUACAGAAAGGCAAAAGGUUCACUGCCUUAACACACUUUUUUCAAGGCUUCAGAUUAACCAGUCAAUUAUCUUCUGCAACUCAUCUCAGCGGGUAGAGCUAUUGGCCAAGAAAAUAUCUCAGCUGGGCUAUUCGUGCUUCUAUAUACAUGCAAAGAUGAGACAGGAGCACAGGAAUAGAGUUUUCCACGAUUUCAGAAAUGGCUUAUGCCGAAACCUUGUUUGCACUGAUUUGUUUACCCGUGGUAUUGAUAUUCAAGCUGUGAAUGUGGUGAUAAACUUUGACUUUCCAAAGUUGGCAGAGACCUAUCUACAUCGCAUAGGCAGAUCAGGUCGUUUUGGCCAUCUUGGGCUUGCUAUCAACCUGAUCACCUACGAUGACAGAUUUAACCUUAAAAGUAUUGAAGAGCAGCUGGGAACAGAGAUCAAGCCCAUACCCACCAGUAUCGACAAAAGCCUCUAUGUGGCAGAGUAUCACAGCGAGUCUGGAGAGGAGAAACAUUAA
Messenger RNA from Staurois parvus, 1446 nucleotides. The record is from the annotation of a GenBank genome assembly. Lineage: Eukaryota; Metazoa; Chordata; Amphibia; Anura; Ranidae.